UCUCCGUCGCCAUUAUUUUCGUUAGAGCUAGGACUAUAUAUAAAAGUUACACAAUGGAAAACCAAUAUCGAUAUAUGGAAAGAUCAAGCGACUACUGCGCAGUACACACAGUAUGCUGUUGAUCCAACUGAUCCUGCACUCUCACAAACAAACGGUGUUGCUGAACAAGCACAAAUCGAAGAAGGCACGAAUUCUGAAUCUCUGCCACAACAAUCCGAUCUAGAACGUUACUGGGAUAUUGUCAGGUCUAAUCCUGAUGAUUUCACAUCAUGGGAAUAUUUGAUUCGCGUUGCGGAAACUGCGGAAGGCGGCCUCACAGCACAAUCACCUCCAGAAAAUAUAACAAAUAUGCGUGACGUUUUUGAUCAAUUCUUAGCAAAAUUCCCUUUAUGUUUUGGUUAUUGGAAGAAAUACGCUGAUUUCGAAUUUAACGUUCAGGGGCCAACAGAGGCUGAAAAA
Molecule: messenger RNA, 459 nt
Organism: Racocetra persica
Lineage: Eukaryota; Fungi; Glomeromycota; Glomeromycetes; Diversisporales; Gigasporaceae
Source: the annotation of a GenBank genome assembly